Messenger RNA from Ictalurus punctatus (channel catfish), 3619 nucleotides. It is a transcript of the gene rragd, whose product is annotated as ras-related GTP binding D. Gene Ontology annotation, molecular function: GTP binding; GTPase activity. Gene Ontology annotation, biological process: regulation of autophagy; positive regulation of TOR signaling; cellular response to amino acid stimulus. The transcript is spliced from 7 exons. Gene Ontology annotation, cellular component: lysosome; Gtr1-Gtr2 GTPase complex; nucleus. NCBI's taxonomy places the organism in Eukaryota, Metazoa, Chordata, Actinopteri, Siluriformes, Ictaluridae. The record is from RefSeq and is a predicted model, not a curated record. Bases 201 to 1511 code for a protein of 436 amino acids.
CGUGUUUCGGACUGUUUUCUGCCCUGGCUCUCUGUUUGCUGUGAAAACUGCCCCUGCCGGGUGUGGGGGUGAUUACUGGCGGUGCAUGGGGGGCUCUUUUAGCGGGUUGCUGUGUGAAACGGAUCCGCUAUGAAAGAAGAAAGGCAGGAGGGAGGGAGGGAGGUAAAAGGUCACCAUGGCUCGCGCUGAUCAGGUGACAGAUGUGGCAAAGUCGGGCUGCGUCCGGACUUUUUACACGAAAUUGCACUAAACUUAGAAGAAGAAGAAGAAGAAGAAGAAGAAGAAGAAGAAGAAGAAGAAGAAGAAGAAGAGAGAAAAUGACAGACCAGGGGAAGCAAUACAGCACAGUAGUCGAGCAUGAUGAAGCCCUGUCGUUUGGGUAUUAUGAUGAAGAUGACGAUGAUGAUGGUUUGGAGACGUUUACAGAGGAUGGAGUGUGCGGCUGCGAUGAAGGAGGGUUGGGUUUCCGAGAUCCCUUCUGCAGUGAGGUGAAGCCUCGCAUCCUGCUGAUGGGUUUACGGCGCAGCGGCAAGUCUUCCAUCCAGAAAGUGGUCUUCCACAAGAUGUCCCCCAACGAGACCCUGUUCCUGGAGAGCACCAAUAAGAUCUGCAGAGAGGACGUGUCCAACAGCUCGUUCGUCAGCUUCCAGAUCUGGGACUUUCCCGGUCAGAUCGAUUUCUUCGACCCCACCUUCGACUACGAGAUGAUCUUCCGGGGAACGGGAGCGCUCAUUUUCGUUAUCGACUCGCAGGAUGACUACGUGGAAGCAUUGAGCAGACUCCAUCUCACCGUGACUCGAGCCUACAAGGUCAACCCGGACAUCAACUUCGAGGUGUUCAUCCAUAAAGUGGACGGGUUGUCCGACGAUCACAAGAUCGAGAAGCAAAGAGAUAUACACAAACGCGCCAACGACGACCUGGCGGACGCCGGCUUAGAGAGGAUACAUUUAAGCUUCUACCUGACGAGCAUCUAUGAUCACUCCAUCUUCGAGGCGUUCAGUAAAGUGGUGCAGAAGCUCAUUCCGCAGCUCCCGACGCUGGAGAAUCUACUCAACAUUUUUAUUUCUAACUCGGGGAUUGAAAAGGCGUUCCUGUUCGACGUGGUCAGUAAGAUCUACAUCGCCACGGACAGCAGUCCGGUGGACAUGCAGACGUACGAGCUGUGCUGUGACAUGAUUGACGUCGUCAUCGAUAUUUCCUGCAUCUAUGGCUUGAGUGAGGACGUAGCCGGUUCGCCGUACGAUAAAGAAUCCAUGGCCAUCAUCCACCUCAACAACACCACAGUGAUGUACCUCAAAGAGGUCACCAAAUUCCUGGCGCUCGUCUGUUUCCUCAGGGAAGAGAGUUUUGAGAGGAAAGGACUCAUCGACUACAACUUCCACUGCUUCAAGAAGGCCAUAGAGGAGGUGUUCGACUUGCGGCUGAAAGUGCAGAGAAACCGUAAACUUCUGAGCCGGAGGAGGUGGAGCGAGCAGAGCGUGCCGAACGGGACACACGUUCAGCACCACUGACGGACGUGACGCGACCGGGUUAAGGAUAAACCGAGCCAGAUUACUCGCACCGACUAGAUUCACGACUCUCUUAACGUUUAAUGUUUAAGGUCGGCAGCAAUCGAAAACCACGAGUCUGAUAUCCGGUCAUCCGAUUUUUAUCGCCAUAAUCGUACUACUACAUUUAUCCGUUCAUCACAUUCAUAGUGGAGAGUUAGACGUGUGAUAUUAGUUUGCUGACUGCAAUGUGAACGACCCAGUGAGUGGGAAGAGAAGAAUGAUUAUCGUUAUUAUUAUUAAUAUACGUAUAUAUAUUUAAAUUUGUAUUUUUUUUUUGCUUUUUGGAGACUACAACAGAAUUACAUUAUACAAACCGAUUUCAGUGGAAUUGCCAUCGAACGUCACUUUUUUGUUUUUCUAAACAGUAAGAAUAGAGCAGGACGAGUUUAGAUGAAACACUGGAGGGACACGGAUUUAAAUAAAAAUAAAUAAAUAAAUAAAAAGAUAUGUACGCGGUGUUCCCUUCGGUUCACCCGUCUUCUGAUGGAUAAGGCGCGCUCGUUGUCUGAAGUUAACGACGGCGUAUAGCGAGCGGUGUACCGUCUAGUUCCCGACGUAGUUUGGAUUAUUCGCGUAAUUCGCACGUAAACGAUUACACCGGACCUCAGAGAGAUAUUCGAGACAUAGAGAGAUAUUUAUCACCCAGAUGAAUAUCACCAACGAUCGUUCUGCCCAUGUAUUAGUGCGGGUGAAAGUCCAAACGCGUUUGAAUUAACAACCGUACGCAGGCUACGAAUUACAGUUCUGUCUUCAGUUCUUUUCGAGGCGGCGGUCAACAAGAACUAGAACUAAACGAGUGCAAUAACCAUGCAGAAUAAUAAUAAUAAUAAUAAUAAUAAUAAUUAAUGUCGUAAAACGCUCUGAUGACCGGAUUGAAGAUUGAUUAUUCUGGAUCUGAGCGCGCGCAGCAUGGAAGCUCAUGUCCAAUAACAGAGUCUUCCUUAUGGCUCAGUGUUCCUGGAUCUACCUUGGAUGAAAGACGUUCGAUUUAAAGCAGCGUCCGGGAGGUUUUCCCGCCAUGUUUAACUCCCAAAACAAGACUGGAUGAGCCUCGGAUCUGCGCACCGUUCUACCCGAGUCUCUUACGCAAAGCGAUCGCAAACACCGCGGAAUAAAGUACUUUGUAGUGUCUGUAGUGUCUGUUUUUAGCUCUGCGACGUCCUUUAGAGAGGCGUUAAACGUUCUUUAUGUGUUAGCUGCUUUAGCCUCGUAGCUCCGGUGCAAAACUAAACGAGCGAAUUUGAACACAGAUCGUGUAUCGGGUGAGAAAUUUGGGCAAAAGGGAAAUUACGUGUCAUUUUCCUGUUGCUUGAAGGUCGAAAAGAUCUUUCUUUCGUUUCAAUUUCUUUGCUUCCUUUUAGUUUUAUUUUUUAUUUUUUUUUUGUUUUGUUUUUUUAAAAAAAGUUGAAGGUACAAAGCGCGUACAUUUUUGUACCGUUUGCACAAAUCUCUCUUUUUUUAUAUAUAUAUAUACAUAUACAUACAUAUAUAUAUAGAUAUAUAAAACAGAUCUAUAUUUCAUUUUGAAAAAAUUCACUCAUGUACAUUUGUUAAAGCAAAGUAAAUUUUUUUUUUUUUUUUUUUUUUUUUAUGAAAUGUUAUCUGUUCUAAAGAGAAAGCUGUAAAACGUUGGUGAGGAAAGGUUACGGUGGGAGGUCGGCCCGUUCUUAGGAAUUUAGGCAGUUUAAAAUGCAUCGUUCAGUUUUGCGUGAAAGUAUUGCGUUUAGGAUGAUUAGAUUAGUCCGGUGCUAAUUAUGCCUUUUUGUAGCAUAAUGACAUCAUUGUUCCGAUGCGCGCUUUACAUAAUCAACAGCUAAGCCUUAACUUUGAUCAUUUCAGAAAUCGUUCUAGUUUGAAACUGAUUUUAAUGAUACGAAUCGGCGCCGAGCUCUUUAUACUCACUCUUUAUUAUGCGGCCUAGUUGCCGAAUAUAUAUUUAUUUAUUUAUACUAUUAAUAAAGAACAUUACAUAAAAUGGCCUCUUCCCAUCUGUCACGCUUCGGGAAAAUAUCCCAUCCUUUCCGUCUCCUCUGGAAGUACUUCUGAAAUACAGACUUAUGGAAAAAGUU